Molecule: messenger RNA, 852 nt
Organism: Dissoconium aciculare CBS 342.82
Lineage: Eukaryota; Fungi; Ascomycota; Dothideomycetes; Mycosphaerellales; Dissoconiaceae
Exons: 1
Biological process (GO): regulation of alternative mRNA splicing, via spliceosome
Source: RefSeq, a predicted model, not a curated record
GAGGAAGAGGAUCCCUCCUUGUUUGACUAUGACUCUUUCCUGGAAGCUAAGGCAGUUGUGUCGGAAAGCAAAAAGGCUGCAGCUCGUCAAGAGGCAAUUGAGCGGAAGCCGAAGUAUAUCAACAACCUUCUAGAUGCUGCGUCUCGACGUAAGCAGGACCAGCUUGUGGCGCGCGAGAAGCUAUUGCAGCGGGAACGCGAAGCUGAAGGUGAUGAGUUCGCUGACAAAGAGAAAUUCGUGACCACUGCAUACAAGCAGCAGCAGGAAGAGACUCAGCGGCUGCAAGAGGAAGAGAAGAGGAAAGCUGAGCUCGAUGCGAAACGAAAGGGUCAGCUCGGUGGUGGCAUGCAGAGCUUCUACCGAAAUAUGAUGGACCAAAAUGAACGACAGCACCAGGAGGCCAUGGAGGCUGCAGCCAAAGCCGACCCUGCUGCAAUAUCUGGUGCCGCUCAGCAAUCUAAGGAAAAGACGGAUGCCGAGCUUGCAGCUGAAGCCAGAGGCAAGGGCAUCAGUGUCCACACCAACGAGGAAGGGCAAAUCAUCGACAAACGUGAACUGCUCUCUGCAGGGCUCAACAUCGGCACUUCUGGGAGUGGUUCCAAUAAGCAUGGCGCAGACCAUCUGUUGAGCUCAAAUCGCCCCGCCCAGUCAGCGUUUGCGAACCGAAAUCCCGCGCACCAACAAGGUCAACGCGAACGACAGAGUCGUAUGAUGGAGGAGCAACUUGCGGCGCAAGCCAAGCGAGCUAGAGACGAGGAGGCGGAAGAACGAGAGAGACUGGAGAAAGCGGCCAGGUCAUCGAAGACUGACAAAGACAUCGGUGACGCGAAGGCUCGCUAUCUGGCAAGAAAG